Molecule: messenger RNA, 2264 nt
Organism: Camellia sinensis
Lineage: Eukaryota; Viridiplantae; Streptophyta; Magnoliopsida; Ericales; Theaceae
Product: carotenoid 9,10(9',10')-cleavage dioxygenase 1
Biological process (GO): carotene catabolic process
Cellular component (GO): chloroplast stroma
Molecular function (GO): carotenoid dioxygenase activity
Source: RefSeq, a predicted model, not a curated record
CACAACUCUUCAUCUUUGCUUCCCCGUAAAUGCUUAGUCUUAGCACCAUUGCUUACCUAUACGUCAUUUUUACAAGACUCUGGUUUUGUGUUCAUAGUUGUACAGUUUAUAACAGUUACAAAUUUCUAAUAUUAUGAGGGAGAUAGACAGAUAGAGCGAGAGAGAGAGAGAGAGAGAGAUGGCCAUUUCUAGUUAUGCAUUCCAAGUGAACUGUUGUGUGCAAAAGCCUUCCAUCUCACACAGAUUUGAUCACUUCAAGACUUCAUUGUCCUCUUCUUUCAAGCCAUUCUUCAGAGAUUUUCCUGAAUUUCCCACGAAAAUCGACAUUGCUGAAACUGCCAAGAACACUUCUGUCAGAUUAAUUGAUGCCUUUGUUGAUUUGGUGUUCGAAUUCAACGACCAGCCAUUGCUCCCAUCUCAGAGUAACUUUGCUCCAGUUGAAGAGAUAGGAGAAGCAGUUCAUGUUACCGCCAUUGAAGGGAGAAUUCCACAUGAUUUUCCUAAGGGUGUUUACAUAAGAAAUGGCCCAAACCCCCUAUUCGGAGGAUUUAAAUCAACGAAGUCCAUGUUUGGUAGAUCAAGUCACAUAUGGGUUGAAGGAGAAGGAAUGCUUCAUGCUCUAUAUUUUAAUGAAGACAGAGAUGGCAAAUGGACAGUCCUCUACAACAACAGCCAUGUUCAAACAGAGACUUUCAAGUUAGAGAAACAAAGAAACAAACCCUCCUUUCUUCCUGCUAUCGAAGGCGAUUCGCCGGCUAUUUUGUCUGCUUAUCUGCUUAAUUUGAUGAGGUUUGGCAAAGUGAACAAAGACAUUAGCAAUACCAAUGUGUUUGAGCAUUCAGGGAAGUUCUAUACAAUUGCUGAGAACCACUUGCCUCAAGAAAUUGACAUCCUCACACUUGAAACUUUAGGCCAUUGGGAUGCCAAUGGAGCUUGGAAUCGACCAUUCACAAGUCACCCGAAGAAAGUUCCGGGUACAGGGGAGCUGGUUAUGAUAGGGGUUGAUGCAGUGAAACCUUUCCUUGAACUCGGUAUAAUCUCAGCCGAUGGAACGAAAUUAGUUCAUAAAGUUGAUCUCAAAUUCAAUAGGACUAGCCUUUGCCAUGAUAUAGGCAUUACACAGAGGUACAAUGUGAUCAUGGAUUUUCCUCUAACUGUAGACAUAAACCGAUUAAUCAGUGGAGGCCCAUUAAUAAAAUAUGAAAAGGAAGGAUAUGCAAGAAUUGGUGUCAUGCCUCGUUAUGGUGAUGCAAAUUCAAUCAAGUGGUUUGAAGUGGAACCAAGUAUCGUAUUUCACAUUAUCAACUGUUUUGAGGAUGGCGAUGAGGUUGUGCUUUGGGCAUGCAGAGCUCGUGGGUCAAUUAUUCCAGGGCCUGAUCUAGGCUUGAACAAAUUCGAGUGGUUCUCUAGGGGAUUUAAACCUCUAAAUUCAACUGAAGAAAAUAAUGAUAGUUCAGCACAAGAUUCAUUACUUUUUUCACGUUGUUAUGAAUGGAGACUGAACAUGAAAACCGGAGAGGUUAAGGGAAUGAAUCUCACUGGAACCGAGUCCUCCAUGGAUUUUCCUAUAAUAAAUGAAAAUUUCACAGGUUUAAAAAAUAAAUAUGGAUAUACCCAAGUUGUGGAUUCCACUGCAAGCUCUACUUCAGGCAUGGCUAAAUUUGGGGGACUAGCUAAGCUAUACCUUGAAGAAUCAGAACCCGGGUUUUCUUUGACAGAGAGAUGCGAAGAGUUUAUAAAGGUGGAGUAUCAUAAAUUUGAGGAAAACACUUUCUGUUCCGGGGCUGCAUUUGUCCCUAAACAUGAAGGAGGCAAAGAAGAUGAUGGUUGGAUCAUCACUUUUGUUCACAAUGAACAUACUGAUACAUCAUUUGUCUAUAUAAUUGAUACGAAGAAGUUUUGUAGUGAGCCGGUAGCCAAAAUUACACUACCAAGUAGAGUGCCUUAUGGUUUUCAUGGAGCUUUCAUGUCGAUACCUUUGCGACAUUAACAAGAUAUGAAAGAUUUAUGCAAACCAUAUAUAUAUAUUGAUAGCGGUGUAAAUCUUGCAUAUAUGUGUAUAUUGAUUUGGGAAGAUGUGGGUUGUUUUUCUUGUCUAUUUUGGGAAGAUGGUUAUAACAAAAGCUGUUUAUAAGCAACUUUUUUAUGAGAGAGGAAGUGGGUUAUAAUCUGGGAAGUGGAUUAAAUAGGCCGUUGAAUGUGAAAGAAAUCAUGUAAAGGAGUUCAGAUUUUCUAAUGGCAAUAGUUCAAUUUUUUGUAUUUCG